GAGCUCGACGACCUCCAUUUUGUGAGAACUGUGCGCGAGACGAGCCGAAGCUUUGUCCCCGACCGAGCGAAGACCUCCGACAACAACCACCUCCAGAAGAACAACGUCACCGUUAGCUCGCUAACCAAGUUAUUAUCCGAAAAGGAAAGCAAAUCAUAUCGUAUGUCCUCUAUCCAGAACCUCCAAACCUUUGACCCCUUUGCUGAUGCAACUAAGGGUGAUGACCAACUCCCAUCCGGGACAGAGGACUACAUCCACAUAAGAAUCCAACAGCGGAACGGCAGGAAGACCCUCACCACUGUCCAGGGUAUCUCCACCGAGUAUGACAAGAAGAAGCUAGUCAAGGCCUUCAAGAAGAAGUUUGCCUGCAAUGGGACAGUGAUCGAGCACCCAGAGUAUGGUGAAGUGAUCCAGCUUCAGGGUGACCAGCGCAAGGAUAUCUGCAAGUUCCUCACUGAGAUUCACCUGGCCAGGGAUGACCAGCUCAAAGUCCACGGCUUCUAGAAGCUGCAAAACAGUCCUCUCCCCGUCUCUCCCGGAAGGCCAUUAACCCCACCCCCUCUCCCAUUCCCUUCCUCCUAUGUGCUGCUGUCGCGCUGCUUCCUCCUCCUCCCCCUCCCCCCCUCUUGUAGCCCUACCAGCUCCUACUAGCUAACACGUGAAUUACCUCUGACAAACAUGGGACUCUGUAACAACACCACCCCCCUACACCACCAGGGGGCGGGCUCGCUCUCACAAAGACACACCACUGCAGCUCCACAUGACAUCAGGGAUGAGUGGUGAUGACCCUCCAACCCACUUCCUCAUCCUCCCCUUCCUUGUUGAUUUUGUUUUUUAUUUUCUAUUAGGUUUUGUGCCGUUGACGAGGAGGCACCAUUUCAUGUAACGUUUUGUUUUGUACUUUAAAGGUGUUUCAAUAAAACGAUGAGUCUCCUUAUAUUGGAAUGGUGUCGUGGGGGAACAGGGUGGAGGGGGGUCGUCCACAGAAGGGUCGCGUGUUCCAACAGUAUUUGUAACAAUUUGAAGAUUGAGGUUUUUUUUUUCCUCCCCCGUGGUGUUUACAUGUGCAGCUGCCUGCUCUCAGGUCAGAGCAGAGAUUGUGUCGGGCACUGACCAUCUCCAGCACCAUAUAAUUUUUCUAUUAUUUAAUUAUACAUUAUUUUUAAAAUCCUUUUUAUCCCUGAUAAUAAUAAUGCAAGUUUAAAACAAAGUGGAGUGUUCUCUUGUGGUCUUUUAUUUCAGUCAGAGCGAGUCCUGUGGUGUGGGGGGCUGCGUCGGUUCACUAUGUGAUCACACGAACCCUCCGGAGGGGGAACUGACAUUUUUAAUGCUUGUGAUCUUUUGGCAAAACAACCCAAUUAUUCCAAAAGGUUGAAAUUAGUGAUUUUUGGAUUUACUGUGUAUGAAGUAAAAAGUUUCCUACUCUGGCGUUUGACCAGCUCUUCCUCAGUUUGGUCCACGAACAAAAUCUGAUACCAAACUUGUGGUUUACACACUUGAAUCGUUAAUUUCCUCUAUUGCAAUAAUGUAUGAUACAAGUUAAGACGUAGUGACGCUGAAGUAUUGCAGUAAAGAUUAAAGCCAUGGCCAGGUCACACUGUGCCACAUUUGGUUCAAUAAAAUUUCUGCAGUUGA
Molecule: messenger RNA, 1635 nt
Organism: Scophthalmus maximus (turbot)
Lineage: Eukaryota; Metazoa; Chordata; Actinopteri; Pleuronectiformes; Scophthalmidae
Gene: eif1
Product: eukaryotic translation initiation factor 1
Exons: 4
Coding region: 163-504 (113 amino acids)
Biological process (GO): translational initiation
Cellular component (GO): eukaryotic 43S preinitiation complex
Molecular function (GO): ribosomal small subunit binding; RNA binding; translation initiation factor activity
Source: RefSeq, a predicted model, not a curated record